GGAGAGAGUCAGCAGAAGGGCAGAGACGGGAGCAAAGGAGAGACUAAGGAGGCAAAGGAGAGACUAUCGAGAAGAAGGAUAGACAGAGGGAUAGGGAGACAGAGAGAAGGGAUAAAGAGACAGAGGGGUAAAGAGACAGAGGGGUAAAGUACGAGAGGGAGGUCUCGCAGUGACUCACUCAUUCCUCCAGACAGCUAGAGACAGGCAGACAGUUUCAAGUUUUGUGCCAGGACUUAGGAAAGUGACUCAUUCAUUCCUUAGAAGAAAGUGAGGGAAUGAAGAGAGGGAGAGACCGCUGGCACCGGUAAGUGGUCACCCAUCUCAACACGUGGCAGGAGAGCAGCAGAGCGAGGGCCACCGGCGGCAGAAGGGGGCAACAAACCGAGGAGCCACAGAGAUGAUGAGAGUGUGCAACGUGCUGCAGCUCCUGCUGCUUCUUCUUGUGGUGGAGAUGAGCAUGGAAGAGUCCACAGGGUCCGGAUGUUCAGACGGGUGGCAGUGGAGCAACGACCUCGGCAAAUGUAAAGACUGCAAAAUCUGCGACACGUCCAGCAAAGACGACUUCUGCCAGAAAUGUGACAGCUCUGACAAACAUGAAGACUUCCCCUGGCUGAUGGUCGUCAGUGUCACCGCGGUCUCCGUCUUCAUCAUCACCUUCAUCCUCGGUCUCACUAUUUACCUGACACAAUGCCGGCCGAAGAAGAAGUUCACCACCCCCAUAGAAGAGACCGGAGCCCACUCUGCCGAAGAACUUCUCAUACACUGAAGGUCACCACAUAUGGAUCCAGAGAGGAAGCUGCUACUGAGCGCCGUGUAUAUAUACAUAUAUGUAUAGGAGGUGUAUAUACUGUAUCUAUAUGUAUGUAUAUAUAUAUUGUCUCCUGCGCUGGACGCAGAACGUGACAUUAUUUUUAACCCUCUCUCACUGGGAGGGAUUUGGAUUCACUGCCGAGCAGUGUCUUACUCCAUACUCCCCCCUCCUCCCAGCAGGCAAGGGGUUAACCCUGCUUCCUGCGCCCCACUUUCCUUCCGUUCACACGUUCUGCAGAAACGCCACCAGAUCACGACCCGCCGCCACACAUUCCGCCCGGAGCAGAGACUCUGAGCUCCGCCGAUCAGGAGAAGCCGCGUCUAGAAGACUCAUGUGCCUUGUCAGGAACGCAGGGGAAGAAAAUAAAACGUGAUUUCCUUUUGCA
This is a messenger RNA of Bufo bufo (common toad), 1196 nucleotides long. RefSeq names its product TNF receptor superfamily member 12A (gene TNFRSF12A). Bases 398 to 766 code for a protein of 122 amino acids. NCBI's taxonomy places the organism in Eukaryota, Metazoa, Chordata, Amphibia, Anura, Bufonidae. Gene Ontology annotation, cellular component: plasma membrane. Gene Ontology annotation, molecular function: protein binding. The transcript has 5 exons. Gene Ontology annotation, biological process: positive regulation of apoptotic process. The record is from RefSeq and is a predicted model, not a curated record.